Pungitius pungitius (ninespine stickleback) is the source of this 2313-nucleotide messenger RNA. It is a transcript of the gene otx2b, whose product is annotated as orthodenticle homeobox 2b. NCBI's taxonomy places the organism in Eukaryota, Metazoa, Chordata, Actinopteri, Perciformes, Gasterosteidae. Gene Ontology annotation, molecular function: RNA polymerase II cis-regulatory region sequence-specific DNA binding; DNA-binding transcription factor activity, RNA polymerase II-specific. Gene Ontology annotation, biological process: regulation of transcription by RNA polymerase II; multicellular organism development. The record is from RefSeq and is a predicted model, not a curated record. The coding region runs from base 473 to 1345 and encodes 290 amino acids. The transcript has 4 exons. Gene Ontology annotation, cellular component: nucleus.
AGACAGACCUCGGCUCAGUCCUGCGGCUCCUAUUGGCUGGCACUUUCUACAAAAUCCAACUCGAGCCACUUCACUCACAGCACACUAACACAAGCCAAAGGCGUCCGCCACGUCUCCUCCAUCACCGCGCCGCCGUCGCACCGCUUCUUGACCGGAUGCAGACGCUCGAGCUUUAAACUUUUAGCCUUUUUAUUUGGUGCUGUUCUGCCCCCCGAGGAAGACGUCCGCCUCGGCUCCCGCUUGGCUUUAUAUUGUUUUACGCGCCAGGACGCUGUUCCUUCAGCACAGAGUUGUAAUUUUUUUUUUUCACCAGGAGGAAACGAAGUAGACAAAGAACUUUACAGUCGUCGGUACCAGGAUUCCCGGUGUAGGACGGACCGCGCGGACACCAGACGACCCCCCAAGUACAUAUCGGGAGCCCCGUCCAUUUUUCAAAAUUUUCUCCAACUUCAGCCCUCAGUCCAACAUUAGCAUGAUGUCGUAUCUAAAGCAACCACCUUACACAGUCAAUGGCCUCAGCUUAACUACUUCUGGAAUGGACCUUUUGCAUCCAUCAGUGGGAUAUCCAGCAACGCCACGGAAGCAGAGGCGAGAGAGGACUACUUUUACGCGCGCACAGCUCGACGUUUUGGAAGCGUUAUUCGCCAAAACUCGGUACCCGGACAUAUUCAUGCGCGAAGAGGUGGCGUUAAAAAUCAAUCUACCCGAGUCCCGAGUACAGGUCUGGUUUAAGAACCGACGCGCCAAGUGCCGCCAGCAGCAGCAGCAGCAGCAGAACGGGGGCCAGAACAAGGUGCGACCUGCCAAGAAGAAAAGUUCCCCCACCAGAGAAGUGAGCUCAGAGAGCGGGGCCAGCGGCCAGUUCACGCCCCCUGCGAGCACCACCACUGCCCCCGUCAUCUCCACCAGCACCGCCCCGGUGUCCAUCUGGAGCCCCGCGUCCAUCUCGCCGCUCUCAGACCCCCUGUCUACCUCCUCCUCCUGCAUGCAGAGGUCCUAUCCCAUGACCUACACCCAGGCCUCGGGCUAUAGCCAGAGCUACCCCGGCUCGACCUCCUACUUCGGCGGCAUGGACUGCGGCUCUUACCUCGCUCCCAUGCACCACCAGUUGUCCGGCCCCGGCUCAACUCUCAGUCCAAUGGGCACGAACGCGGUCACCAGCCACUUGAACCAGUCCUCGGCGCCCCUCUCCACCCAAGGCUACGGGACGUCCGGCCUGGGCUUCAACUCCACAGCAGACUGCUUGGAUUAUAAGGACCAGGCGGCGUCGUGGAAGUUGAACUUCAAUGCCGAUUGCUUGGAUUAUAAGGAUCAAACCUCCUCGUGGAAAUUCCAGGUCCUGUGAACGGAUCGAUCCGCUGUCUUAAAAGAAAAAAGAAGAAAAGAAAAAAAAAGUGCACAAACAGUGACGCUCACAUCAGACACGACGCUGCCCCCCCCUUCAAUAAAACACAUCGGACGGGUUAAAAUGUCAGCCGGGCUCGGCGAGGCAGGGCUCUCGGGGGGCCUCGGGGUUUCGGCAUGAUGGUCUUUCGUCCUCCUAGAGGAGACGUUUUAUUUAUUUUAGCACUGGCUAAGAGAUCCCCUCCCCCCCCGUUCGUUCACAGGUUGUAGCCCCUCAUCCAUGUAUGUCAGUGUGUGCCUCUAUGCGUAAAAACACCUGUUGGGGGCCACACAGAAUGGACCGAAAGAAAAGUUCAUCUAACAGACUCCCCGUGAAGUGCUCGGGCUGGACAGACCUCCUAAAAGCUUCAUGCCGACCUGCUGGCAGAGACACACGAGGACGGGGUGUGGACAUGGAUGCACUACUUUAUUUAAGAAAAAAAAAGUGUUUAUAAGGAAUCAAUAUGUAGUUUCUAAGAGACAAUCAGUGUGUGUCUUAUAUAAAUGGUACAUAUGUGUUUGUUUUUUAAUCUGUGCUAGCCUUCGAAACUGUGAUCUGUUGUAUUGUAUGCAAUUUGUGAGCCCCCACCCCCCCCCCCCCCCCCCACCCAACGCGCAUCAGACUCUCUGCUGUGAUUUUAAUAGAUUUCUAACUUUUUUUGAACAACGAAAGAUGCCAUGGGUUAAAAUGACCGGCAUCUCAGGCAGAGAGAGAGAGAGAGAGAGAGAGAGAGAGAGAGAGCAGACUUUCCAAGCAGAUGGUAGGUUUAUACUCCAGAGUUUAGCCAUAAAUGACUCUCGGCUGCUGAGAGCUCCACACUUGCUCCCCUCCAUUGAUCUCAAAACACGGUGACGGUGGAUCCUCUACUGGCUCCAGAGGUGGUGUGACCUCACCGCUGAAAAGACAUGAAUAAAGGUCCUGUGAGCUUA